AACCUCACAGUUUUUCAGUGUGGAAUGGUGAUCCGUUGAUCACUCCAACUUUUGCUGUCAUUAAUUUAUCAAAAAGUAAUAAAUAAAUAAUGGCUUCUCGCAAAGCUAUUAAAGCCAUUAAUUGGUCCGCGAUUGCCGAAAGGAUUCAAGAGAGUGAAAAGCCCAUUUUUGCUAACUUUCGUACUAAAUCUGAGGGCUUCCUAAGACGCAUGAACGAGUUCCCAGAAACAGUUCCAGCAAUUGAUUGGGCUCAUUACAAAAAAAAUAUUCCCAACUCAGCAAUGGUUGACGAGUUCCAAAAGCAAUAUUCAAGUCUGUCAAUCCCAAUUCCAGCUGAUAAGUACACUUCAAUUGUAGAACAGCAAGAAAAAGAAGCGUCGGAACACGUCAGAAACUUCAUCACAGAAUCUCACAAGCGAAUUGAGGAAUACAAAGCUGAAAUCAAUAAGAUCAAUUCAAUGAUACCAUUUGAACAGAUGACUAUGGAAGACUUUGCAGAACUGUACCCAGAACAUGCAUGGAGCCCAGAGAAACCAACAAUCUGGCCACACGACCCCAAUUACCAGCCUGGUGAGGAGCCCGAGCCAAUUCCAAAAGGCGAGCACUAAAUUUAAAGAUUCAAUAAACAAUUGUCGGUGAUGUACAAUUGUAGUACACUGUAUAAUAACUACCUAGAAUUUUUAAAUAAAUAUAUUCAACUGUCAGUAAUUAUUUAUGACAAUUGUUAUUUAUAAUUCUGACAAUCAAGUCUCGGUUCAAGAUUAUUGUAAUUGUUCUUGAGUGAAUAAAUUCUAUUAUACAUAUAAA
This is a messenger RNA of Cotesia glomerata, 807 nucleotides long. Its product is annotated as ATP synthase subunit d, mitochondrial-like. The coding region runs from base 90 to 608 and encodes 172 amino acids. Gene Ontology annotation, molecular function: proton transmembrane transporter activity. Gene Ontology annotation, biological process: proton motive force-driven ATP synthesis. The record is from RefSeq and is a predicted model, not a curated record. Lineage: Eukaryota; Metazoa; Arthropoda; Insecta; Hymenoptera; Braconidae. The transcript is spliced from 3 exons.